Molecule: messenger RNA, 1512 nt
Organism: Phytophthora infestans T30-4
Lineage: Eukaryota; Oomycota; Peronosporomycetes; Peronosporales; Peronosporaceae
Exons: 3
Coding region: 1-1512 (503 amino acids)
Source: RefSeq, a predicted model, not a curated record
AUGAGCACGUCCACGAUAACGAAGGGGUCUCUGGCGUUCCUGGGGCCCUUGCACGCGGCAUCUAUGAGUGUGCUUCAAUAUGUGCGGGUAGACCGUGUCGACGGCGCUCAAGUGCACGUCAACAUCGUGGAUCCUGGUGGGCCGUCUGACGGAGAGUCGCUAGAACCUAUUGAUCUGGAUGUGGUGAAGAAGCGAAGGGUCAGCGAUGACGAGGGAAAGCUGCUGUCGGGCUCCUACGUAGGCAAUCCUGUCGCAUUCAUCCAGCCGGACGGCAUUGAGAUGGACACAUGGGCUUAUUCGAUAGUCGUGGGCUCGGCAGCGAUGAACGCGGCGGAAUUACCUCCAAAACUGGAAGAGGUUCGAGCAUUGUGUACGAAGAGCCGCGUGGGCCUACCUGCAAAGGUCUUGAACGGUUUAACGGUGCAGUACGAGCCCGAGGCGAUAGCACCCGUGAUUCGGCCAGACACGCUCGCCGUAAUAUCCGCUCCGAGGCGCCACAUACUUGAGUGUGCGCUUAAAAGGAGAAAUAAACGCGUCGCGAGUAUGUUCGUACAUCCUGGGGACGUCGCUCCUACCAAUGGAACAAAACGGCAAGCUGCUACCGGGGAGUCCGUCCAUGAAAGCCGACGACCUCUGAGACGCCAAUGCAUGGUUGGGUUAGAAGGCAGUGACUCGGAUGCAGAGCCGGCAAUGAUGCAGACACCUGAUGAGGAGGAUGACCAGGAUAAGCGGGAAGUGCAACGCCAAAAUCACAUAUUGAACGCCAUCGGAGGAGGACCAAUAGGUCAUGCAGAGCUCGGCACAUAUGCAGUCGACGAGAUGCGCUCGAACACGACAACGACAUUUCGCCCAACGACGAUUGAGAAGGACAUCCACGACAAAAUUGGCCACCCAGAUCAUCAAGGUAAGGAUUCACAGCGCAUUCUUGAAUACGAACAGCAGGCCCGUGGUGCCGAACUGCGGCUGUGGACGCCACCAGUUCUUCGAGGCGCAUAUGAUUUUGGGUUUCGCAUUCGGGGACUGUCGAUAAUGCACUUUUUAGGACCUUCUCGGUCGGCUUUGAUGAACGGCGAAGUGCCGUCACCGGCUACGAAGAACCCAUCUUACGAGAACCUAAAGGAAGCAUUGAGAAACCUUCGCCAGUUUGGCGGCGGCUUUUACAACGAGAGUACAGUGGACUUCAUUCGCGCGAUUGAGCGCUUCGUAGAGAUCUUUGGUAAUACUGGUGUGCCUGACGGCGGUGCAACAAAAUGCCUGGUAUUCUGGAUUGACGCAAAGUUGUGUCAAUUUCGAGGAUUGGUAUUGGACGAAGGCCUGAUCUCGGCGAUGCGAAUAAAGGACGAGCUGUCGCUCCAUUACCCCCUACUAGCCGAGCUCCUGUACGAUGAGCAGAAGACGAUGAUAGCCACGCUCAAGGCGCAACUGGAGGUUAAGCCUACGAGCAACGCGCAGCCUUACUCAGGCAGUCGGGAAAUGCGUCAAGCGAGACAAGAGGGAUACCGAAAGAUGUAG